Messenger RNA from Solenopsis invicta (red fire ant), 2819 nucleotides. Its product is annotated as tetraspanin-11. Gene Ontology annotation, cellular component: membrane. The record is from RefSeq and is a predicted model, not a curated record. Lineage: Eukaryota; Metazoa; Arthropoda; Insecta; Hymenoptera; Formicidae. The transcript has 9 exons. The coding region runs from base 616 to 1479 and encodes 287 amino acids.
CGCAGACGCAUCUGGACCGGCGUCGGUGACGUAGAAACGAGAAACGAGAGACGAAAGCGGGUUCCGAAGGCAAGCUCCGCCGUUUUGGCAGGUAAUGCUCGGACCGUCCGCGCUGGUGACAUCCACUCGAUCGCGGUCCUUCCGCCGGGAUCAACGCGCGAGAGAUCGCUUGUCGUUACGCGAGAUAACCAGUCACAUCGUGUCCACGCGUUACGCGAGUAAUUACUCGAGGUAUUUCAUCGAUCCCUCGUCGUAUCGACGAGUAACAGGCGGGUCCGUCCUCCCGCUCGCGACCGCGACGCCGACGGCUAGAGUCGCGCAAAACGGAGCGUCCGAACGAUCGAAGAGCGAUGACGUACCGUAAAAGGAUCGCGAACCACCUGUGAACCGACACGGAAACGCCAAGACAGGAAUGGUCUUUGAGGAUUACAGGACGUGCAUCCGCGUGCAGUGAGCUUGAUACAACUGUGUGACAUUGUUUGGAAAAUAUAUGACGGAUUGUGUAACAGUUACGUUGGUGCUUCAACAGAGUGUCAAGAGUGAGUGACGUUGUAAUCGACAACUAAUUCGUUCGUGACAGAUUGAUGACUAAUUGGAAGAUCGAGGAUAACAAACAUGAAGUACUUGAAAGUCGCGUUGUUCACGUUCAAUCUAUUAAUAUGGUUGGCUGGCUGCACGGUGCUCGUUAUAGGCGCGUGGUUGCUCCUGGAGCCCAGCAAGGGUCACAUCCUGAAUCUUUUCGUACCUGACGUCAAGCCGCACGAGACUAUCAAUUUGAUAGCUUACAGCCUGCUCGGGCUCGGCUUCAUCGUGCUCACGGUCGGCUUCUUCGGCUGCCGCGCCGCGCUACGCGGAAAUCAAUGCAUCCUCGCCACCUACAUGAGCAUGCUGGUCGCACUCAUCAUCACGGAAUUGGUGACAGCCGCGAUCGGCGGGUUGAUGACUUUCCAGAUCCUGUCGGAUCUGGAGGAAAGGCUCACCAGUAAACUGGCGAUGGAUUACGGUUACGAAUCGAGCAGCGAUAUUCCUUUCAGCCAAAGUCUGGAUUUCGCGCAAUACAAGUUUAAUUGCUGCGGAAUAAACGGCGACAACGAUUACAAUGGCACGGCUUGGCAGAGAGACGGUCAAAUCUCGGGGAGCAAGAAGCGGGUUCCCCUCACGUGUUGUGUUCUCAAAAACAGCGAGAGUAAAAAUACAGGCAGCCCGAUGAGCGUCGUUUCGAGAGUAUUUCACAAAAAUAAUGAGAAGCCAUGGCUACACCCGCAGCCAAAGGAUGAGGCAGCGUGUCAAGUACAAGACGAAGAGGGUCACGAGGGAUACAGACAUAAAGAAGGCUGCCUCGGAAAAGUCACAAACUGGCUGCAGUGCGAGAGCUUUACGUUAGUGUUCCUCGGCAUGGCAAUGGCAGGAAUACAGACGUUCGGGAUAAUAACGUCCGCUUUCCUCUGUCGAACGAUAAGAGAUAUGCAGGAAGAAUGAUCCAGGAUUCGUAGUCUCAAUGAAGUAAAGAGAAUGUCGUGGCACGUUCAGUCUUUACAUUGACACUUUGGGAGAAGAAACAUAUUCACUUUGUAUCUUCGUGUAUUGCUACUUGGGAAGAUUCCGAAAUGCGAAAUGUUUCGGUCAUGUGAGUCGGGACAAUGAUCAGGAUUCGGCAGCUACAGAAUAACGCGGAGAAGAAAGUAAUUUAAAUGUUUGUUCUGUUCACGAGGUGUCUAUUCAUUGAGAACUUUGAAACGAAAUAACGAUAGUGCUACGCUUAAGUUUAGAUCGAUUUCCACCCCUGUGCGCGUUUUGCUGCCAAUCAGCAAUAAUGUGACCAAUACACCCUACUGUACAUAUACAACAUACACAUCUGUGUCGUGUUCAGUCUAAUUAAUACUAAGAAAUAGCGGUACGUUACGAUGACAUCGCUGGUAUUUUACGACGAUCACCGGCAGAGUUUGGCUAGCAACCUGCAUCGUUAUCUUGUAAAUACACUUGCCAGUGCCAAGAUCGAAUAUAUGCGCUGUGCGUGCGUGAGAACUUUCGAGUUAUUUUCUUCUUUGUGGAAAAUUUACCUGAUUUGAGAUACAAAAUAAUUUUUCGCACAAAGUUGUACAUGAAUUUUUGAAGAAAUAUCAUAAUUUUUAACGAAUAAGAGAUUUAUGUGAGUGUUAGGGGAGACUGAGGCUGAUUGACAUAUUCUAUUAAUAGACUACUAAAUAAUAUUAGUAGUCCAGUAAGACGUACGUUAAAAUCGUACGUAAAACGUUGAUUCACUUUGACUGACAUAAGUUUCCAAAGCAUAUUUAACUAGCCUAGAUUUUUAGCUGUUAAUUGAAUUAAAGAAGUUAAACACUUUCAUUUGCUUAGUGACAUAUCAUUAAAUUUUUACUUAUAACAUUUCUACUUAGCCUAAUAAUAUAUGUUCAAGAUAGUGCCGAGAUAAUCUGUGUUUCAAUAAUUUGAAAAAAAGAUUACAAGUUUUAAUCAAUCCCAGCUUCUCCUAAUAAUUGUGAAUGUUAGGUCUUUAUAGAUACUUGUCAUCCACUUCGAAAUGGAUGGUGCACAUAUAUAUAUAUAUAUACAUACAUAUAUAUAUAUUAUAUAUAUAUUGGUGUAUAAAAUGCGUCAUAUAUAUUCUUUAAGGGAACGCUUUCCUCUCUCCGACACUAAUUUUCGAAGAAUGUAUUAUUAUAACUUGUGCCAAAAAGAUUUAUUAUACAGUGAGUGACACAAAUUUUAAUAUAUUUUUAUUUUCUCAAAACACUUGGCAAAACGAAUGUCCUGCGUUUAUAGAACGCACCUUAAUGAUAAUAAAGAUGUUGUUCUAUGUG